AUGAAUGAAGAUGUGAAAAUCCUUGAUGGUGGUCUGGCAACUGAGUUCGAAGCAGAUGGUUUUUAAAUACAGGGAGACCCAUUGUGGAGUGCUAGGAUUCUUCAGAGCAAUCCUCAAGCUAUCACUGGCGUGCAUUCAAGGUAUCUCUGCAGCAGUGCAGAUAUUAUUAUCACAGCUACUUAUCAAGCAACAGUUGAAGGUUUCGUGAAGGAUCUGGGACUGAAUGUACGGCAAGCUAUAGAAGUUGUACAGUCUGGAAUGACAUUUGCUAAGAAAGCUGUAGAAACAUUCUCUCUGAGCUGCAAAUGUAAAGGUAGGAGACCACCUCAGGUUGCAGAUUCCAUUGGGCCUUAUGGAGUUUUCCUUCAUGAUGGCUCACAGUACAAUGGGAACUAUGUCGACACAAUGACUUUGGAGGAGCUAAAUGCAUGGCAUCGACAUCAAAUGCAGUAUCUUGCAACAGCAGGUGUGGACAUAAUAGCUAUGGAAACCAUUCCAAGCCAGGAGGAUGCCAAAGCAUUAGUAGGGCUGGUUAGAGAAUUCCCUAACACCAAGACAUGGCUAUCUUUUCCAUGCAAGGAUGAAUGUCUUAUCUGCCACGGGGAACCAUUUGAGGAAGCUGUCAAGUUAUCAGCCAAGUCAGAGCAGUUGGUGGCUACUGGAAUUAGUUGUUCUUCCCCUGAGUUAAUAAGUGCUCUACUGCCAUCUGCAGAAAGAAGUUAACACCCCAGCAUAGACUGCACUGUGUAUCCUAACAGUGGUGAAAGUUGGGAUGUCAACAGUGGCUGGCGAGUAUGUUCUUCUAAGAGAAGUCUUGCUUCAUUAGGAAUGGAGUGGAAACAAAUGGGUGCUACAUGGACUGGUGGUUGUUGA
This is a messenger RNA of Protopterus annectens (West African lungfish), 873 nucleotides long. RefSeq names its product homocysteine S-methyltransferase 1-like. Gene Ontology annotation, molecular function: S-adenosylmethionine-homocysteine S-methyltransferase activity. Lineage: Eukaryota; Metazoa; Chordata; Ceratodontiformes; Protopteridae. The record is from RefSeq and is a predicted model, not a curated record. The transcript has a single exon. Gene Ontology annotation, biological process: S-methylmethionine cycle.